This is a messenger RNA of Cygnus olor (mute swan), 1032 nucleotides long. Its product is annotated as olfactory receptor 14C36-like. NCBI's taxonomy places the organism in Eukaryota, Metazoa, Chordata, Aves, Anseriformes, Anatidae. The coding region runs from base 73 to 987 and encodes 304 amino acids. Gene Ontology annotation, cellular component: membrane. The record is from RefSeq and is a predicted model, not a curated record. The transcript has a single exon. Gene Ontology annotation, molecular function: olfactory receptor activity; G protein-coupled receptor activity. Gene Ontology annotation, biological process: G protein-coupled receptor signaling pathway.
CUCAGAUAAGUCUGCGGUAACUUGGCAGUGCUUUUUCUUCCUUGGGCAGGACCAAAUGACCAGAAACAGCAAAUGGCCAACAGCAGCUCAGUGAGCAAGUUCCUCUUCCUGCCAUUCGCAGACACGCGGGAGCUGCAGCUCCUGCACUUUGUGCUCUUCCUGGGCAUCUACCUGGCUGCCCUCCUGGGCAACGGCCUCAUCCUCACCGCCAUAACCUGCGACCACCGCCUCCACACCCCCAUGUACUUCUUCCUCCUCAACCUCACCCUCCUCGACCUGGGCUGCAUCUCCACCACUCUGCCCAAAGCCAUGGCCAAUUCCCUCUGGGACACCAGGGCCAUCUCCUAUGACGGGUGUAUUGCACAGGUGUUUCUAUUUGUACUUUUUAUGUCCGUGGAAUAUUCCCUUCUCACCGUCAUGGCCUACGACCGCUACGUUGCCAUCUGCAAGCCCCUGCACUACGGGAGCCUCCUGGGCAGCAGAGCUUGUGCCCAGAUGGCAGCAGCUGCCUGGGGCAGUGGGGUUCUCAAUGCUGUCCUGCACACGGCCAAUACAUUUUCACUGCCCCUCUGCCAAGGCAAUGCUGUGAACCAGUUCUUCUGUGAAAUCUCCCAGAUCCUCAAGCUCUCCUGCUCUGAUGCCUACCUCAGGGAAGUCAUGGCACUUGUGUUUAGCUUUUCUUUAGGCUUUGGUUGUUUUUUUUUCAUUGUGGUGUCCUAUGUGCAGAUCUUCAGGGCUGUGCUGAGGAUGCCUUCUGAGCGGGGCCAGCUCAAAGCCUUUUCCACAUGCCUCCCUCACCUGGCCGUGGUCUCCCUCUUUGUCAGCACAAUCAUGUUUGCCUACCUGAAGCCCCCCUCCAUCUCUUCCCCAUCCCUGGACCAUGUGGUGGCAGUUCUGUACUCAGUGGUUCCUCCAGCAUUGAACCCCUUCAUCUACAGCAUGAGGAAUAAGGGACUGAAACAUGCCCUGUGGAAACUGAUAUCUUGAGGUGUUUCAGAAGAAAUUAUUUUUCAGUCAUCUUCUGCAAAUGAC